AUGGAGGGAGCAGCUCUCCUCCGCUCGUCUCUUUCCUCCACCAACCGCGCCUUCUUCUCCUUCCGCCCCCGCUUCUCCCGCUCCUUCUCCUCUUCUGCUUCUUCAGCUCUCAGAACCAAUCGCCACCGUCAGAUUCUCCGGCCCUCCCUCCUCCGCCGCACCUUCCUCCUUCCCGCCGCCUCCCCUCACUUCUCCAGGCGCUUCUCCUCCCUCUCCCCGCGCGCCGUCGCCACGCCGCUCACGCCGUCUCCGUCUGAGUCGUCUGGAGUUUCCGAUGAGGUUGCGGAAAAGCUGGGAUUCGAGAAGGUCACUGAAGAAUUUAUUGGAGAGUGUAAAUCCAAAGCUCUGCUCUUCCGGCACAAGAAGACCGGUGCUCAGAUGAUUUCGGUUUCUAAUGAUGAUGAGAACAAGGUUUUCGGCAUUGUUUUCCGAACACCACCAAAUGAUUCCACUGGAAUUCCACACAUUCUGGAGCAUAGUGUGUUGUGUGGGUCCAGGAAAUACCCUUUGAAAGAGCCGUUUGUGGAAUUGUUGAAAGGGAGCUUGAACACUUUUCUCAACGCAUUCACCUAUCCUGAUAGGACUUGCUACCCCGUUGCCUCCACAAAUACAAAGGAUUUCUAUAAUCUGGUCGAUGUGUACCUGGAUGCUGUGUUCUUUCCAAAAUGUGUGGAGGAUUUCCAGACUUUCCAGCAGGAGGGCUGGCAUUACGAGCUCAAUGAUCCUUCUGAAGACAUUUCUUAUAAAGGAGUUGUUUUCAAUGAGAUGAAAGGGGUGUACUCCCAACCUGAUAAUAUAUUAGGGCGGAUUGCUCAACAGGCUCUUUUCCCAGACAAUACCUAUGGUGUGGACAGUGGAGGUGAUCCAAAAGUUAUUCCCAAACUGACAUAUGAGGAAUUUAAGGAGUUCCACCGUAAAUAUUAUCAUCCGAGCAAUGCCAGGAUUUGGUUUUAUGGAGAUGAUGAUCCAACUGAGCGGCUACGCAUUUUAAGUGAGUACCUAGAUAUGUUUGAUGCAAGUUCAGCUCCAAAUGAAUCAAGGGUUCAAACACAAAAACUAUUUUCGGAACCAGUUAGGAUUUCUGAGACAUAUCCUGCUGGUGAGGGUGGCGACUUAAAGAAAAAAGACAUGGUAUGCAUCAAUUGGUUGCUCUCUGAGAAACCCCUAGAUUUGGAAACGGAGCUUGCCCUUGGGUUUUUGGAUCAUCUAAUGUUGGGAACUCCUGCCUCUCCAUUGAGGAAAAUAUUGCUAGAAAGUGGCUUGGGAGAAGCUAUCAUUGGAGGUGGGGUUGAAGAUGAGCUCCUUCAACCUCAGUUUAGUAUUGGGUUGAAGGGUGUUUCUCAAGAUGAUAUUCCAAAGAUAGAAGAAUUAGUCAUGAGUACACUUCAAAACCUAGCGGACGAGGGGUUUGAUACAGCUGCUGUAGAAGCAUCCAUGAAUACCAUUGAGUUUUCUCUCAGGGAAAACAACACCGGAUCAUUUCCUCGUGGUUUGUCCUUGAUGCUUCGAUCCAUGGGCAAGUGGAUAUAUGAUAUGGAUCCAUUUCAGCCAUUGAAGUAUGAGAAACCUUUACUGGCACUAAAAGCAAGAAUAGAAGAAGAAGGCUCUAAAGCUGUUUUUUCUCCUUUAAUAGAGAAAUUCAUUUUGAACAAUCCUCAUCGAGUUGUGGUAGAAAUGCAGCCUGAUCCAGAAAAAGCUUCUCGUGAUGAAGCAGCCGAGAAAGAGAUUUUGGAGAAAGUAAAAGCAGGUAUGACAGAAGAAGAUCUCGCUGAGCUGGCACGCGCUACACAAGAUUUGAAACUGAAGCAGGAAACUCCUGAUCCACCAGAAGCUUUGAGAAGUGUUCCAAGCCUCUCUCUGCAAGACAUUCCAAAGGAACCUAUUGCUAUUCCAACAGAGGUUGGAGACAUCAAUGGAGUUAAAAUUUUGCAGCAUGACCUUUUUACAAAUGAUGUUCUCUACACUGAAGUUGUGUUCGACAUGAGUUUGCCAAAGCAAGAGCUCCUUCCUCUGGUACCUCUUUUUUGUCAAUCAUUGCUGGAGAUGGGAACCAAAGAUUUGAGUUUUGUGCAACUUAAUCAGUUGAUUGGAAGAAAAACUGGAGGGAUAUCAGUAUAUCCAAUGACAUCAUCCGUCCGGGGCAAGAAAGAUGCAUGUAGCCAUAUAAUUGUUCGAGGCAAAGCCAUGGCAGGACGUGCUGAUGAUCUAUUUCACCUGAUGAACUGCAUUCUUCAAGAAGUCCAGUUCACAGACCAGCAGCGGUUUAAGCAGUUCGUUUCCCAAAGCAAAGCUAGAAUGGAGAACCGAUUGAGGGGUAGCGGUCAUGGAAUUGCUGCUGCAAGGAUGGAUGCAAAGCUAAAUGUUGCGGGGUGGAUUUCUGAACAAAUGGGUGGUUUCAGUUACUUGGAGUUUCUACAAGAUCUUGAACAGAAAGUUGAUAAUGAUUGGGAGAAAAUAUCUUCAUCUCUUGAGGAGAUUCGCAAGUCCUUGCUUUCACGAGAGGGUUGCUUGAUUAAUAUGACUGCUGAAGGAAAGAAUCUUACCAACUCUGAGAAGUUUGUUGGCAAAUUUCUGGAUUUGCUGCCUAGUAAAUCUCCCCUUACAAGAACUACUUGGAAUGCUCGAUUACCUUCUACUAAUGAAGCCCUUGUUAUACCUACUCAGGUUAAUUAUGUUGGAAAAGCAGCCAACAUUUAUGACACUGGAUAUCAACUUAAUGGAAGUGCAUAUGUUAUCUCCAAAUACAUAAGUAAUACAUGGUUGUGGGAUCGUGUACGAGUAAGUGGUGGAGCAUAUGGAGGCUUUUGCGACUUUGAUAGUCACUCUGGUGUGUUCUCCUUCUUAUCUUAUCGCGACCCCAACUUGUUAAAGACGCUUGAUAUAUAUGAUGGAACUGGGGAGUUUCUACGACAACUAGAUAUGGAUGAAGAAACUCUCACAAAGUCCAUUAUUGGAACAAUUGGAGAUGUUGAUUCCUACCAGCUUCCUGAUGCCAAAGGUUACAGUAGUUUAAUGCGGCAUUUAUUGGGAGUUUCAGACGAGGAAAGGCAAAUUAGACGAGAAGAAAUAUUGUCAACCAGCUUGAAAGACUUCAAGGAGUUUGCAAAUGCUAUUGAUGAAGUUAAAGACAAAGGGGUUUCUGUUGCAGUGGCAUCUCCAGAUGAUGUCGAUGCAGCACAAAAGGAAAGAUCGAACUUAUUUGAAGUGAAGAAAGCCCUCUAAGACGGGCAUUGAUGCAAUGCUGUUAUAAUUUAUAAAGAAAUGGCCGCCUUAUGCGUCUCUGUUUCCACCCCUCCACAUAGAAAAUCAAUGCAACACCAAUAGUAGAUCAGGAAAGAAAUUUUGAAAUACUUUAAGGUGUACCCUGUCUUGCUACUGAUUCUCACUUCAGACUGAAGAAUGAGAUCCAAUUUUUUUGACACUAAAAUUUCUCAUUUGUUUCUCC
Molecule: messenger RNA, 3445 nt
Organism: Fragaria vesca subsp. vesca
Lineage: Eukaryota; Viridiplantae; Streptophyta; Magnoliopsida; Rosales; Rosaceae
Product: presequence protease 1, chloroplastic/mitochondrial-like
Exons: 19
Coding region: 1-3222 (1073 amino acids)
Biological process (GO): protein processing
Cellular component (GO): chloroplast; mitochondrion
Molecular function (GO): metal ion binding
Source: RefSeq, a predicted model, not a curated record